Osmerus eperlanus (European smelt) is the source of this 3977-nucleotide messenger RNA. RefSeq names its product death effector domain containing (gene dedd). Gene Ontology annotation, biological process: regulation of apoptotic process; extrinsic apoptotic signaling pathway via death domain receptors; apoptotic process. The record is from RefSeq and is a predicted model, not a curated record. Gene Ontology annotation, cellular component: nucleolus. Gene Ontology annotation, molecular function: protein binding; DNA binding. Lineage: Eukaryota; Metazoa; Chordata; Actinopteri; Osmeriformes; Osmeridae. The transcript is spliced from 5 exons. Bases 321 to 1547 code for a protein of 408 amino acids.
GGAUGUUCAUUCAAAACUGGACCGGAUGUUCUUUCAUUUUAGUUGAGAUCACGAAAAUGGGCAUGUUAAUUGUUAGCGUCCGUUCAGACAGCACAAGUAUUCCAAAAUUGUGUCUUUUCUAUCUUUAAGAAUUUGUGACAGGUUAUGUAAACAGAAGGUCUCUUCAACCAAGAAAAAAAAUAGUCAAGCUGACAAUUACACCCCCUUGGCAAGUUAAGGAAAGUUGUGGAAGUUCCUACCUCAAUACCACACUAGUGAUCAGUGAUUUUCACACCCUCAUCGCCCUCACCGUGUGAUUUGUCGACCCCUGACACAAAGUGAUGACAUCACAGCAGCACCCCCUCCCCAAUGCAAACGUCAACCCUCCCUUGCUUGUCCCUCAGAACUCUUCAGCUCAGCAGGCUAGACCUCACAUUCACCCCAACCAGUUGGACUCAACCCACAGCAGUUCUGUGACUGCUCACUCUCUUCACCACAGAGGUCUAAUGGGUGGUGUUGGGUCGUCAUCUGUUGGAACCUCCAGUGGAGUGACAGUGAAUCGGAAUGCCUCAUCUUCUAACCCAAACUCUGCCUCAUCCCGAAGGCCCUCAUCUGGUCGAUUUGAGCCCUGGCCUGAGGAGGCUGUGGACAAUGCCUAUGGUCUAUACUCACUUCACCGUAUGUUUGAUAUAGUUGGAGCCCAGCUCACUCAUCGUGACGUUAGAGUUCUGUCCUUCCUCUUUGUGGACGUUAUUGACGAAUACGAGCGAGGAGGAAUCCGGAGUGGGCGAGACUUCCUAUUGGCCCUAGAGCGGCAGGGUCGUUGUGAUGAGACCAACUUCAGACAUGUGCUGCAACUGCUGCGUAUCAUUACACGUCAUGACCUGCUGCCCUAUGUCACACUCAGAAAGAGACAGACUGUGUGCCCAGACCCAGUGGAUAAGUACCUUGAAGAGACAUCAGUACGUUAUGUGUCUCCAAGGGGAGGAGCUGAGAGCAGAGAAUCUGUACCACAUAGAAGAGCAGGCCCCCAGCCAGUGAUUUGCUGUUCUCCCUCAGGGCCGCAGGUGGGCCCUUCUCGUACAAAGCCAGCUCCCCCAGGACCUAGUCGCAAAAGGAAGAGAACCCACACCACGGGAGACUGUAGGGAGAAGCAAACUUGUGAUAUCCGCCUACGAGUGCGUGCUGAGUAUUGCCAGCAUGAAUCAGCGCUCCAGGGCAACGUUUUCUCCAACAAACAGGAGGCAGUGGAGAGGCAAUUUGAGCGCUUCAACCAGGCCAACACCAUCCUAAAGUCCAGAGACCUGGGCUCCAUUAUCUGUGACAUCAAGUUUUCUGAGCUGACCUACCUAGACGCCUUUUGGAGAGACUACAUAAACGGCUCUCUGCUGGAGGCUCUGAAAGGUGUCUUCAUAACAGACUCUCUCAAACAAGCGGUGGGACACGAGGCCAUCAAACUGCUGGUUAAUGUGGACGAGGAAGACUAUCAGGCUGGUCGUCGUAAACUUCUGCGUAACUUAGUCACAGGGGGCAGCGGGGCAGGAGAGAGCAAAGAAACUGUGCCCUAACUUGUCAGUAACAGUAAAGAGACCCUUCUUGUUCUGAAAAGAGAACUGCAACUUAAUGGUGUGUGAAGUGUUGGAUAUCUCUUCAAUGGAAGUGAAGAGAGCAAGGAAUAGUUUCAAGUGAACAUUUGGUUAAUUGAGAAGUAAGAGUGGGCCCUACCAGACGUUGUCUACAGAGAAAAUGGAUAAUAAAGUCAUCAACACUCGUGUCAAUCAAUUAUGGACCACAUCACAGAACAGACAGGCGAUAACAGUGUUUCUUUUUUUUUCUCAGAAGGAACAAUAAUAAUAUUGUAACUUGUUAUUUGAACUCAGAAUAGGAUUAACAUUGUCUUUUGAUAUCACCCAGGUCUUUGACCCAGUCAUUCUCAAACUGACACCUCGAGGUUGAACUAUUGCUCCACAUUUCUAACAAUUGAAUAGUUCUUGUUUUAAUCCCCCUAAACAAACAAUUACUUUUGAAUUUAGACACCAUUUGAAAUGAACAAAUAUUGAGUGUUUUUUUAUUCUUUUCAACUAGGCUUUGACUGUUGAGACAAACCUUGUUAGAGUGGAGACAAAAGUGUGCAUGUAUGAUUUGAAAAUGUUUUAUUAUAAUCCUGAGCUGACAUUUCCAGCCAUCAUCACCAUAAUAAUGCCGUUUUGCUUUGCAUCUGCACCAAUUACUUUUUUAAAUGUACUUUCAAGUCACUUAUUCUUCAAUAUCCCCAAUACUUGUCCAGACGUUUAGUUUAUCAUCUGACUCUGCCCUCAUAUGGAGUGAAUCUGUGUUACCCACUGUAUCUAAUGCCAAAACUGACCCUCUUCCAUUCUUCCAAUGUAGACACACACUCACUUUGGGUACCUGUAACAUCAGCUUUCUGAAGUAAAAAAAUAUCUGAAGUCAACACAAUUUCUGGAUAAAAAGGACAGUAUCACAAAUGUAGGUGUGUUCUGUUAUUUUACCUGGCAUGUUGUUGCCCUUGCUAGUGUGCAAGACCAGAGUCAAUUGGACCAAGGUUUGAGUAAUGAAGUAUCAACAAUAUUUGUUCUGUUUUUUACUAUUCAUUUUGAUGUGCUGCAUAGAAAUGAAUCAUAACUUGAAAAAAUAAAUCAGAUCUUAAACCACAGGUAGCAACAGUAUUCCAGUGGUAUAUGUGACAGUGUUACCCGAGUUAAAGAGCCACCAGUACUUGCAAAAUGAAAUACGCAUCAAUGCUAUUUUGACUGUGUGUGUACUUUAUUCAUAUAACGGGGUGUGUUUCUGUAAGUGAGAUGGUUGGAUAAGCAAUAUUUUUCAGUCGGAUUCAUAGCUUCUUGUAGUCCAGUGUGGAAAGAGGAUUAUGUGGAUGUGAUCACUGAAUGUCAGGGAAAAUUAUUAGCAUUGCAAGAUAACAUACUCUUGGCUCCUACAUUGCAGUUGUCCAUGUCUAUUUAACAAGGUAUAUUUUUCUGUUUGUCUACUACCCACCAACAAUAGAUUUCUCCCACAUAUGGUUUAUCAAUGGGCAGAAUACAUCAGAUGAUUGUCAAGUCAAAUUAAUUUUAAGUUUUGUGGUUUAAUGAAUUGAAUUUAAUGUACACAUUUUGACCCCUAUUUGACACUCAUUCUGUAUCAUUCUAGGCCAGUCACACCUGAAGCAGAGGUAUACGAUCCAGCAAUUAACUACAUUAUUUUGACAGAAUUCCCCAAAAAUCAGUUCAACUCAGUAGUCCAACUACCAUUGAUCAGAAAAACAGUUUUGGAAAAUGUCAAGAGGUGGAUAUUUUUUAUGUACUGUCUCUAAUUUUAGUAUAGGUUUUUACACAGUGAAACUUCUUUCUCAAUAGGGGCGUCACCAUAGACAACAAUUGAGCCACAUGCAUACGCAAAUGUCGCAAAAAGGCCAAGGAACAGAUUUAAAGUCCACUGUUACUAUGGUUUUAAGACCAUUCUUUAUUUCCCAAUGGAAUAGAAUGCAAAGUUGCAACUGGUAUCUAUUAUAUAGGUUAUGUUUUAAGCAUCUGUCAGUAGAUUGCAUGUAAGUACUGAUAACCCCCAGAAACAUAAAAAAGAAAGGCAACUUCUGUAACCUGUAGAUAACUAAAUAGGCUGUCAACAAUUCUGUAACUUUUAAAUGCCAUUAUCUAGUAAACUAUUGUAACUGUUGAUGGAUACCUUUUGUCAAUUAAAUACAGCAGAUGGGAAGGAGCAAUCAAAAUGUCAACUGUUCUCCUGUAGCAAGCAGUUAGACCCACCCAUAAGAAGUUUCAUAAAAGCAAGAAAUGCAGCAGCACAUUGUUUGCCCAUACUCUCACCUUAUGUUUUUUUUAAAUAAUUUUAUUUGUGUUGACCAAGAAAGAGGUUGUGGUAUUACGUGAAUAUGUACAUGGUUAUAGUUGAUUGGCACAUCUAAUGUUUGUACAAAUCAAAAUUAAUUUGUUCAAAAUCAAUAAAAAUGUUCUAUAAUCAGU